Messenger RNA from Microdochium trichocladiopsis, 1272 nucleotides. RefSeq names its product acyl-CoA dehydrogenase/oxidase. NCBI's taxonomy places the organism in Eukaryota, Fungi, Ascomycota, Sordariomycetes, Xylariales, Microdochiaceae. The transcript has a single exon. The coding region runs from base 1 to 1272 and encodes 423 amino acids. Gene Ontology annotation, molecular function: flavin adenine dinucleotide binding; acyl-CoA dehydrogenase activity. The record is from RefSeq and is a predicted model, not a curated record.
AUGGAGACGACGGGCUUCACGGAGAACCAGCUGACGGUGCGCGAGGCGGUGGGAGCGGUGUGCGCACAGUUCCCCAACACGUACUGGCAGGAGAAGGACCGCAAGGAGGAGGACCCCAGCGAGUUCCACGCGGCGCUGGCGCGGGACGGGUGGCUGGGCAUUGCGCUGCCCGAGUCGCUGGGGGGGUCCGGGCUGGGCAUCUCGGAGGCGACCAUGAUGAUGCAGACCAUCGCAGAGUCGGGCGCGGGCAUGGCCGGCGCCCAGAGCAUCCACGCAAACGUCUACGCGACGCAGCCCCUCGCCCGCUUCGGCUCGGCCCAGCAGCUCCAGACAACCAUCCCAAACAUCAUCUCGGGCCGCUGGCGCACCUGCUUCGGCGUCACCGAGCCAAACUCGGGCCUCGACACCCUCCGCCUCGCCACCACCGCCACAAGGGCCCCCGGCGGCGGCGACGACUACCUCGUCUCCGGCCAGAAGAUCUGGAUCACCUGCGCCCAGGUCUCCCGCAAGAUGAUCCUCCUCGCCCGCACUACGCCCCUCGAGCACGUCACAAAGCCCAGCCAGGGCCUCUCCCUCUUCUGCAUCGACCUCGACCGCGACAAGCCGGGCCUCGAGCUGCGCAAGAUUCGCAAGAUGGGAGGGCGCGCCGUCGACGCCAACGAGGUCUUCUUCGACAACUACCGCAUCCCCGCCGACUCCCUCGUCGGCCAGGAGGGCAACGGCUUCAAGAUCAUCCUGCACGGCAUGAACGCCGAGCGCUGCCUGCUCGCCGGCGAGGCCCUCGGCCUGGGCUACGCCGCCCUGGCCCGCGCCGCCGCCUACGCCCGCGAGCGCGUCGUCUUCCGCAGGGCCAUCGGCCAGAACCAGGCCAUCGCCCACCCGCUCGCAGACGCCUACAUGAACCUCGAGGCCGCCAAGCUCGCCACCUACCACGCUGCCCGGCUGUACGACAUGUCAGCAGCAGCAGCACAAGACGGCGCCUCGAAACAAGAACAACAAGAACAACCACAGCAGCAGCAGCAACAGCAACAACACAUCCGCCAAGACGCCGUCGGCGUGGCGGCCAACAGCGCGAAAUACCUAGCCGCCGAGGCCGCCUUCCGGGCGUGCGAGCGCGCCGUCAUGACCCACGGUGGCAUGGGCUACGCCGUAGAGUACGACGUCGAGCGCUGGCUGCGCGAGUGCCUCGUGCCCCGCAUCGCGCCCGUCAGCCGCGAGAUGAUACUCAACUAUGUCAGCGAAAAGGUCCUCGAGCUGCCGAGGAGCUAUUAA